AUGUCUUCUUCUGAUCUUCUUCUCAGUGUUGUUGGUUCCUCUUACCAGGUAUCAUGUUCUUCUGCAGAUCCAGCUGGACAGAAGGAAGCACUCAGAUGUCUGACUGUUCUAGGCAGCGUAUUCCCUAAAAAGACUCUUAACUUUCUAGCAGAGAAGAUGGAUGAGGUUUGGAACGAUAAAGCGCUGGUCUUCCAUACAAUAAAAAUUCUCAAAGUUAUCAUUAGCUUAAAUGGGCUGCCAAGAGCCUGUGAUACUUGUCCAGGGUUAGAAGCACUUAAUUACCGACAAGGUCUUCUAACUAAAUUUUUGGUUAUUGCUGCUGUUUGGAACACAUUAAGUAUCCGUGUUGCUGCCCUGGAGCUCCUGGGUCUAGUGGAUUCUAUGAUCCAUGAUGAUAUCCUUGAUCUGUGGCUUGGACGCAUCACUCUGUUGCUCCAGUAUCUAAAAAGAAGACAGGACACUUUCGAACAGAAUGAAUGGGAGAAUAUGUUGCUUCUGAAGUUCCUUUACAAAUGCUGGGGAACAGCAAUGAAAGCAUCCAGGGGCACAUUAAUUCAGCCAAGCCUUUGGAGAAUGGUACAGCAGAUCAGGUUUUAUGAGAGUGAAGAAAGAGAGGGAUUUGCCUAUGGCCUUGGUAUUUCUGCCAUACAUCAUAUUAAAGAGGUUCUCUCAAUUCUUGAUGAAUACCAAAGUUACAUUGAUCAGUUAUUAACUGAACACUAUUUAAUGGAGAAUACAGAGGUGCCAGUUUCUAAGAAACAGAUGAGAAGCAUCCUACUCCUUAGCUAUUACUUUGCAGCUUUUCUUGCUCCAAGAGAGGUGAUCCUACCUAUCAUGUACUCACACAUAUUUCCAAACAUACUGCAAAAUUAUCCAUAUUGCUUAAAGGAUGCAUUGAUGAAGUCAGCCUUCAUUGGUAGUGUGAUACUCAUGUACCAGGCCACCAAAGAAAUGGAUGCAAAAUUUUCUCCCGAGAGCAUACCACUAAUAAUGAAUGAACUAAAGGAAAUUUUAUUGGAGACACCCACAAGCUGUUGUGAAGUGCAAAAUUGUCAAAAGGCAAUUGAAGCUAUCACCCUUUUAUGGAAUACUCAUGCUUUAGAAAAGAAAGAAAAAUGUGAAAUAAUGGAAUUAUGCAUCUCAAGCAUCAUGAAGUUUCCACCAUGGGAUAUAUUGGAAAAGAAGGUAGUACCUACAGACACAUUACUUGCACAGAAACAUUACAAUAGUACUUUUGAGGCAGUUUAUGAGAUUGUCAAAAUCCUUAUGGAGCAGCAGAUGGAUCCAGAAAACCUGCACAGUAUAAUUAAGGCCUUGAAAAACUGGCUUGUUUCUCCAAAAAUAUAUGAACGUGAGAGGGCAACUCGUAUGUUGGCCCAGCUACUGUGGAUUUAUCGAAGUCAAGCCACCGUUGAGAUGCAGCAGUCAGUUGCAAAUGUGGGACACCUGAUUGGACUGCUGCUUCCUAAUUGUGUAAAUAAACAAGUAGCCCUUUGCCAUUGGGGCAAGAUGGCAGUUGCCUGUCUGCUUAAUACAGACUCUCCAACGAAGAUAGAUAUCUCAAGCACAGAAUCCAUAAGAAUCCAGAAUGAAGAAGAGCAGUGCCUGCCCAGUGUCAGAAUUUUUAAAACUGGCAUGCUGAUUAUAAAGCAUUUGACCUCGGAAGAAUUGAUGCCUUUUAUACGCACUAGUUUGGAUGGGAUGCUUCAGGAUGAAUGUUGGUCUGAGGCUGUAGUGGAUAUCUUGAAGAUGGUGUUGAAAUACAGAGCUGCAGAAUUAAAAGGCCGGGUAGAGAUACUUGUCUACUCAAUGUAUUAUAUUCUGUACAGCAGUGAUAAGGUGGCUGUGAAGAUGGCAAUCAGGAGCAUCAUUGCUGCUCUGGUUCAUGUAGAACCCAGGAAAACAGUCAACACACUUUUGACAUUCACAUGUCCUGAUCUGAGGACUCAUCUGUCACCCCUCCCACAACCAAUAUUGGAUCAUCAGGGAAAGAGAGAUCCACAAACCCAGUAUGAAGUUUAUACCCAAAGAUACUUGUUAGACCAAACCAGACAACUUCAGCAUCCUACUUGGGAAGAUAAACCAUUGCCUGAGAUCAGAGGCCUCUGGAUGUCCCUGGCUGCUGAUUACAUGGUGUUUCCCAAAGUGUUGGGUGUCCUUCUCAGCAAGAUUCCCCAGAAGAGCCAAGAGACAAACAGAACACCUGAGAUAUCUUCUUACCUGCCUAAUGCUAUAAUAGCUGUGAUAUGGCAUUUUAUAGCUGUUCUGGAGAGAAAGGAGCUACUGGAAGGAAAAGAGGACACCCUUUUCUUUCACUGUUUCCUCUACAUUCCUGGAGCCAGCACUCAGAAGUCUAUUGAAAAAAUCAGUACAUUGUACAGAAGCUGCAGUCCCUGCAGCACUGCAGUACAAGCUCUUCAAAACAUCCUGAGACUGGCAGGGUGUGAACAUCAUCUCCUGGAAGCAAUGGAUCAGGACCAUGGCUGGGAGCAGAUGGUGGAUGCUGAAGAACAACAUAAAGGGUUUGCUGCUCUGGGGAGAGCUACCAGAAAUUGUGUGCCAGGUUUCUUCCCUAGGAAAGUUAUUCCAGAUUUCCUGCCUAAUCUCUGCUCCCAGAAGGAAGCCUGCAGGUUAGACUGUGCUGCAUUUUUUGCUGAGUUUCUGGGAAGCCCCCAUCGUGCAACAGAUGAGAAGGCUAUACUGAAAAAGGUCUACAAUACCAUGAAAUGGCUGCUUUAUGACAAAAAUGACAUCAUAAGAAUGUAUGGCAUGAGAGGGCUUGUUAAUGCAAUCCAUACUCUUCCCAAGAUGGUCCAAAAAGAGAAAGAGACCAUUUUGGAUGUCUACCUGGAUGCUGCAACACACCCAUGUUCUGCAAACAUCAGGAGAGAGGCAAUGUCAGGGAUAUUAAAGUUCUUGCCUUACCUCUCAUCCAUGAAAACUCCCACUGCCUGCCAGAUGGCUCUCCUUGUCCAAAGUUUUUUUGAUGAUGAAAAUCCACAUGUAAGACAGAAUGCCCUUGAAAUCUUUGGACACUUGGGCCGAUUCUUUUAUUGGAGAAACACCAUCUUCUCUGACAAAGUCGAAAAGAGCUUGGCACUUCUCCUUAUUCAUCUGCAGGAUGAUGAUCUUGAGGUGGCAAAAACAAGCAAGGUCACUCUUCAAAAAUGUGCACAUUUUGUGAGAUAUAAGCCUCUGAGGAAUUUAAUUCUAUCCUUUCUAGACAAUAAGAGAAAUCAGUCCAUAACAAGCCUUCUGAUGGAAGUUUGCAAGUUACUGGUUCAAGAUUGGCCCAGAAAGCUGGACAAGGAAGCAGGAAACAGAGCUGCAGUUGCUUUUCAACUAAUUGCCUAUCUUGUGAAGCAAGAUGUCCUUGAAAAAACAGAAUGAAAAUAAGGACUGAUAAUUUUCCAUCCAUGAACUUGAUCAAAGGCAGCCAAUUGGAAGAGGAACAAUACUCAUAGAUCUAUAAAAUAAAAAUGCAGUGCCAAC
Sceloporus undulatus (fence lizard) is the source of this 3492-nucleotide messenger RNA. Its product is annotated as maestro heat-like repeat-containing protein family member 1. Lineage: Eukaryota; Metazoa; Chordata; Lepidosauria; Squamata; Phrynosomatidae. Gene Ontology annotation, cellular component: cytoplasm. The transcript is spliced from 29 exons. The record is from RefSeq and is a predicted model, not a curated record. The coding region runs from base 1 to 3390 and encodes 1129 amino acids.